AUGUUUAGGGUAAAGCAAACUGUAGGAAGCGUUCUCUGUUGCACAUGCGGCAUUCCAAUGGCCCCAAAUGCUGCCAAUAUGUGCGCCACGUGUCUUCGUUCUCAAGAAGACAUAACAGCAGGUUUACAGAAGCAAGUCACCAUUAUUCAUUGCCCUGAAUGUGAUCGUUCCUUACAGCCACCAAGAACAUGGGUUAAAACCCAGUUAGAAUCCAAAGAACUAUUAACUUUCUGUCUGAAAAGAUUAAACAAUCUGAAUGAAGUAAGAUUAAUUCACGCCGAAUUCAUCUGGACUGAACCUCACUCCAAGAGAAUCAAAGUCAAACUAAAAGUUCAAAAAGAAGUUCAAAACGGCGUCGUUCUCGAACAAGCUUAUGUAGUACAUUACUUUAUUCAAGAUCAAAUGUGCGAGUCUUGUACACGAGUCAAAGCCAACCCAGAUCAGUGGGUCGCCGUCUUCCAACUCCGGCAACAUGUUGCUCACCGGAGAACUUUCUUAUACUUGGAACAACUUAUUCUCAAACACGAUGCUGCUCAUAAAGCCAUAAGAAUCAAACAAAUGAAUCGAGGGAUUGAUUUUUUUUUUUGUAAAUCGUAG
This is a messenger RNA of Lactuca saligna, 597 nucleotides long. The record is from the annotation of a GenBank genome assembly. NCBI's taxonomy places the organism in Eukaryota, Viridiplantae, Streptophyta, Magnoliopsida, Asterales, Asteraceae.